Molecule: messenger RNA, 7678 nt
Organism: Micropterus salmoides (largemouth bass)
Lineage: Eukaryota; Metazoa; Chordata; Actinopteri; Centrarchiformes; Centrarchidae
Product: zinc finger protein 518A
Exons: 3
Coding region: 605-4756 (1383 amino acids)
Biological process (GO): regulation of transcription by RNA polymerase II
Cellular component (GO): nucleus
Molecular function (GO): DNA-binding transcription factor activity, RNA polymerase II-specific; RNA polymerase II transcription regulatory region sequence-specific DNA binding
Source: RefSeq, a predicted model, not a curated record
CCUAUCAUGGACCAACAAAGUCAUAUCAGUCUACAUGUAACGCAUUCAGUAGGAAAUGGCGUAUAUCCGCCAUUGCUGCUCGUUGCUUCUUCUUCCACCUUGUAGACACACACACACACACACACACACACAAACACGCGCGCGCGCACAGGCUGCGAAUGACGUAGGGCUCAUUCUGCGAAAACACCGUCAGGUUCGCGUGGACGUCUAGUUAAACCGAAUAUAUUUCAACUUUAGUGAAAGUUGUUUUAACUGUUUUCUACAUAACUAUGUCCUGCGUGGCACUAGUUUGGUAUUUGACAAGCAAUACAUAUUCAUCCGCUUCUACAUGAGUGUCAAGAGCGCAGCAGUACCCGGAUGGACUGUCAUGGCCGCCGUCGCUGUGGUUCCAUAGAGAGGAGAGAAGGAAGACAAAUGUUUCUGCUGUGUGUUUUUCUACCAUAACCUCCUUUUUAUAAUGUCGGACGUUGACGGGACGCCGCCUGAACUUCCAUCGAGUUAAUAGCACCGUGACUACACUACAAGCUCCUCUUCUGCAGAGACAUCAUGCAUUAAAUGUUUGGGUUUUUCCUAAAGGAGAACAGGUAUCAGCAGUUUUACAACUAUGGAAGAAGACCUCACAAUACCUCAUGAUUCUGCCAAAAACUGCAACAUAUCAGUAGCAGAGGAUGAAAAAGAAAAGGUAAAAGACUUUGUGUAUAAGCAUUUCAGAGAAGUGACAGAUGGAUCACUCUUCAAUAAUGCAGAAGAAUCUUCUAUUAAGGACCAUGGGAGUUCCACCAAGAAGGAUAAACAAACUCUCAAUAAAACCCAUUGUAAAAUUCACCAGGGGGCUGUUUUCUCCGGCAAGAUUCUGAGUUUUGAAUGCUCGGUGUGUAAAGAUGAUUCAACAUAUAGCCCUAAUGAUCUCCUUAAACAUUUUCGAGCAGCUCAUAAAGGAACACUUCCUACAUACCCUUGUGACCUGUGCGGGUUUGUCACGAAUGAGUUCCCUGCUCUUCAACGCCAUCGGAUUGAGCACAGGAAUACUCUGGUUACAUGUGAGCUCUGCAACGACGAUGUUCAGUACUCUCUGCUUCUGCUUACCAGACACUACAUCAUGUGUCAUAGUCUAAAUGGACAGUUUAACUGUGACUGGUGUGAGUUUACAACUGUGGAUGCAGGUACAUUCGUCCAGCACAUCCAUCAUCAUAAUGAGAGUCCUUGGAAGUGUUCAAAAUGCAGGCACAUCAGCAUGAAUGAAGAGGAUCACCAGAAGCAUAUGAAAGCUCACUUGGGUACAUUCCCCUUCACUUGUCAGAUAUGUGGAUAUGGUGCAGCAAGGAGCGAGUACCUUAAGAAGCACAUGGCAGCUGUACACAAAGAGGAGGCUGAGAGAAGGAAUGUAUGGAAGGCUAUAGAAGACAAUGGCACUCCAACAAAUUCAUCUGCAAGCUUAAAACUUUUGCUAAAAAAGAGUGGUGAAUCACAGGAGGCUCAGAGGAUAUCAAAAGUGAACAGUCUUUCUGGGAGUGUAUCAAACCAAAAUGGCAGGCUAAUGAAACCAGAAAUAUCCUUAGAGGAGACCCACCAUUUUGCGGAUGGAAUUGUAGCAAAAAAGGACAACAAAAAUUGGAGCAAAGGCUCUCAUAACACAGAUCAGUCAAUGCCAGUAAUGUUACAGGAAUGUGACAACUCUGCAAAUUCUGAUGCUGCAAGCCACGCCAAUCCUAAUGGACUGACGGUUCUGAUGGUUAAGAACAAAAUCUCUCUUCCCCCCAACUGCACAACCAAAGUAAUGGGAUUCAAGAUGGUUGAUGGCAAAAAACAUUUAGUUCUCAAAGUAAUACCAACAGCAAAGCAAGACUCAUGCAUGCAGAACCAUUCCUCAGUUGAAGAUGUGGGCUCCUCAGCACCAAAUCCUGUGUUGAAUAAAAGUAAAGUCUCUAUUGAGAAUGGGGAACGCUUUGAUGGCAAGAGCUCAACAUCGCAUUGCCUUGCAGUUUCACCAAGAAGUGGAUCUUGCCUACAUAUGGAUCAAGAUGAUAUUAUGGCUGUAAAAGUAAAGACUGAGGAGGAAGAAACCUCUGUUUGCAACUUUGAUUCCAUCCCACACAGAGUUGAUGUUGAGGAACAGACUAAUCGUAUGCUAAAUAGAUCUUUGACUUGUGCAGAUACGUUAUAUCCCAUGACAAAUGAGUUUGAUCAUGUGUGCGCCCAAAGUCACCCAAGUCAAAACACCUGCUCAGAGAGAAGUAAGUUUGAUAUCUCAAUCUCAACAUGUAACUCUGAUGCAAACAGCCAAAAAAGCAGCAAUACUGUGUGUGCCGGUAAGGUCACUGGUUUAUCUCCAACUUCAAAAGUUGCUCAGGAAACAUUGCUUUCCAAACAAAUCUCGAGAAAAACAGUUGAAAACUGUGGGGCAGCAGAUGAGUUAUCAAUGACUGAUACAGUAGCAGACAACUCUUCCUUUAACACUAUAGAAAAUGAAGAUCAAUCUUCUCACAGUACUCCCGAAAAGGAUAACCCUAACAGGGUUAGAACUGAAAUUAAAUAUAAAAAUGGCCAGCAAAUCUUUAAGAAGCCUUCAACAAACCAGCCUCUGUCAGAGUCAUCCCCACCUAUUCCAGGCAGCAGCAGAGAAAGUGCCAUGGGUUCUGAAAACUGCUCACAAAAUUCACCAAACCAAGAAGUAUUUACUUUUCACAAUUAUUCCAAGGAGACAUUCAGCACAUCACCUAACACUACCCAAAAUAUUGCCCAUAUGUCUGAACAUUCAGCAGAAAAAGAACUUAUUUGCGAGUCAUCUCAGUUUAGCUUGACUUUGGCAGAGUCUCCAGAACCAAUCACAGAAAGUGGCAAUGGAGAAGACUCAAUUCAAGAAAAUAUUUGGGAGGGCAUAAGCAAAGUGUCUGAUAGUGAUAUUGAGGUUGAUGAGUGCAUAGCUAGUGUUGAUAAUUCUCCAACGGAGGAUGAAAAUCCUGAGUCAGUGCUCCAAGACUUUAAUAUUAUCAAAAUAGAGGAGGAGAGCAUUCCUAUAUCCAAAAAACAGUCAGAAACCAACUGUAGUUCAACUUCCCUGGGCAGUUUUGUGGAGGAACAUUCAGACGCAAUCAUAACCAAACAACUUAAUAAAGAAAGAGUUGGAUCUUCUAGUGCAAGCAAUGAUUCUUUAAAACAAACAAAAACAACUCUACGAAUUCUUCAAUUGCCAGAGGGUAAGCAAUCAGUACUCCUUAGGACUACUGAGAAUCGAUUUGCCAUGCCAUUGCAGGUCAAGGCCAACCCAGGUUUCAAACUGAUAACGAAUUCUGCUAACCCUCAGAUCAAUUUAUCUUACAUGAAGCCAGGGUUAGAAAGAUCAAGUAACCCUACUGGCAUAACCCUUGCUCCAAACAGCAGGAUAGGUAUCUCGGCACCAAAGGCAGGAGCCACUGAAAAAGGUACAUCCCUUCUCUCUGCUGUUCAACCAGGUGUUAGCACCACCUCAAGUCACUACUUUAUCAACAGCCCAACUUUUAAGGGUCCUGUACUCCUUUCAAGCACACCGCAUAAUACACCUACAGACAAGACAGCAAAGACGCAGCCAACUUGCUACUUAGUUCAGAGGUCUGUUCCAUUUGUUCAGACCCCCAGUACUCCUGGGCUCAGAUUGGCAAGUGCACAAUUACCACUGAACUCACGGCCAGUUCUGGCCAUGCCCGUGAGCUCUGCAGACAAACCCAGCACUCUGCAGACUGGUCGUCAGGCGUUCUUGCUCCGAUACAUCUCUCCACCCAAAUCAGGCGUACUAUUGAACAACCAAGAUGCAAAGACUGGGGCUCAGUAUAGCCAAACCAGUGACAGUACUGGAAACAAAGUCAUAUUUAAAAUUGUCACUCCUUCUGGUAGCCUCCUUACAAGUGGCGCUCCCACCUCAAGCAGUCAGCCUUUGUUUUUGGCCACCAGACCUCAGACCCAGUGUUUUUUAGUGUCAUCAAACAAAACUAAUGCAAAAGCCUCAAGUGGAGUAAAGAAAAUGAUCACCAUACAAAAUACUGCACAGAAAGAUGUCAAGGAAUCUUGCAUUUCACCCUCUCAGAUGAAUGUAAAGGUACCACAGUGUGAAGCAGAGAAACCUAUCCUAGCCCCAAGGCCGAUUCGGCCUCCAAGCCAAAGGAAAAGGCGCAGGAAACCAUUAUUUGAUGAGCUUCCAACAACGGUGCAUAAAGCUAGAAGACUCACAAAUAAAGUACUGACUGAGAGAGAGACUACUGUGUUAUGGAAGCCUGUAGCCAAAGAAGUUGAAAGGAAACUGAGACUUGCUCCUUUCAGUUCUCUACAGCAGGUCAAAUGCCCACGUAGAUACCAACCUGUAGUGGUGCUCAAUCAUCCAGAUGCUGACAUUCCUGAAGUGGCCAAUAUCAUGAAGGUAGUGACCAGGUACAAAGGUGCUGUUACUAAGGUCUCUCUGUCUCAGAAAACAAUCGAAGCGCUCUCUGAACUUGGUGCUCUAGGGAAGAAUUCCUCGAUAAAAGGUGUGUCAUCUCACAGCGAUGAUCCAAGACCUAGGCCAGUUCGGAGUUCUGUCCGAGAGCGAUUCCUCCUGAAACUGAAGUUAAGGAAAAAAAGCAAAAAAAAGUACGAGGUAGUGGAAACUUUAUCAGGUUGUAGACAAGAGCCUGUGGUGUUUGACUGCUGGUUUUGUGGUCGGCUCUUCAACAGCCAAGAACAUUGGAUUGGCCAUGGCCAACGGCACCUGAUGGAGGCAACUAGAGACUGGAAUAAACUGUUCUGAAAGUUUUCCAUCACCUUUAAAUGGGUUGAUAUUCUGUCCUUUUGGAGGUGGAACAAGCUGAAGUUGUAUAUUUUUAAUGACCUUCCACUAUACGUUCAAUUUCCGUUCCUGUAAAUACAUAUUCUUAAGUGAAUCAUAGUUUAUCUUUUCAUAGGCAUAUUCUGGUAAAUUAUGUACUGCAAACAUGAUUUAUAUCAUGCAUGCACAGGUCAAAUUGAACUGUGAAAAUGGUACACUGGUAAUUAGGAGUUGUUGUAAGAGCACUAGGUUAAAGAAAGGGGGCAAUGUCAGCAAAUGUUGUAUGCAGAGUUGGAUUAAUUACUCAGGUGAUUUCAUAUUAAUCUGGUUUGUCAUUUUUGCUCAUAAAUUUCAGAAAAGCAUAGGCCUAGUUUAAGGGACUUUUGUAUCUGCUUUUAUUAUCCUGCACAUGACAGGAAACUGUAUUUGUAUAGCUUAACUCUAAAGCUUGUAGACCAAUUCAAUUGUUUUGCGCUUGUGAUGAAUAAACUGUUUGGUCCAAAAUAUUCCUUUUUGUAUGAUGAUUUAAGUAAAGGGGGUAUAAUUUUACACUAUUGUCAGGAUUUUGUCAACCUGUAGCAUGCAUUUGUUAUAACUAGACAGUAAUCUCUUUAGUCUGCCAAGUGUUGAAAAUAGACAGGCGAUUUUAUAAAAUACUUUCUUGUAUCUGUACUUGAGAAAUACACAUCAGCCCACUUUACACCCUAUGCAGUUUUGACCUAACAAUAUCUUUGUGGCAGCGGCUUAGGCGGUUUGUUGUGAAUCAUGUGAAUCCACAUUUGAUUUCUGUUUACUUAUAAAUAUUAAAGGUCCCAUGAAUUUGCUUUCAGAUUGUACAUUAUUUGUGGGUUGCAAUGUUAAUUCAUUAAAGUAGACGUUGGUGCAGGAUGUUAACAUCAAGAGAGACUAAAUAUAGCAAUCUUUCAGAAACAACAUAGAAAUGUUUGUCAAAUGGGGGCUCGGUUGGCAUCUACUUCCAAAACCUUUAGAUGCCAGAGCUGAAAAAUGGCUUCAUUAUUUUGAUCAUUUAUAAUUGGAAUUGUAAAGAUUAUAAUUAAAGAUAUGUCAAUAAGGGAUAUCAACAAUGAUAAACUAGGGUUCUAACUAACAAUUAUUUUCACUAUUGAUUCAUGCUGCUGCUGAUUAACUUCUUGAUUAAUUGUAUAAUCUGUUAAAUGAAUGAAUAUGAAGAAAAUGCCUUGCACUAUUUUCUAAAGACCAAGGCGAGGUACGACUGUCCAAUAGCCAAAGAUAUUCACAUAAUACAAAGGAAAGCAGCAAAUCAUCACAAUUUAGAAGCUGGAAUGAGGCAAAGUUUGGCAUUUUUGCUUGAAACAUUUCUUUAAUGAUUAAUCAGUUAUCAAUAGUUUUAGCUAAUCGUUUCAGCUCUGCGUAAAACAUAUUUCAUCCUUAUUUAUACCGAUUUUAGUUUGUUGUUUAGCUACUGUCCGAGAAACUGAAAACUUCCUGCAGAUAUUUCACAUUAAAGCCUGUCGGGAAAGAAAGAGGCUAUGCCCUUAAUACCAUUGGAAGGCUUUUAAUCUGAAACAUCUGUGCAGGAAGUGUAACUUUUUAUUGACAGUAGAUUAACAGAAAUUUGUUUUUAAUAGCAAAGUGUAAGUGAUUUGUAAAAAUUAGUGAAUGAAUACAAUAUUUCUGUUAUAGAAAACAAAGUCAGAGCAGUAGAGUGGUAAGGUUGACGUGGCUUGUUCUAACUUGGUCCACUACCACAGCACUGUGGAAAAUGGAAACAUUGCUUUUGCCCCUUGAACCUAUGUUACUGCUGCUAGUGCUGAGUAUACAUAUUAGUUUUAUGAUGAGAGGGGAUCACAAUCCCAAAUCUUGUAGUGGAACUACAAAAUGCGAUGGUUGAGAAAAUGUAAACUGUACAGCAAUAGAUGAGGUUGGAUAUUAAAAUGUGAAACAGCAUUUUUGACAUACAUUUUCUGUUGAAGAAAGUGCACCCAGAGACCCAAGAAAAAAACACAAAGGCAUUUUCAUACCUUUUUUAAACGGUUCUUGGUUCAAUAAGAAGUUUCUUGUUAAUAUCAAAUACUUUCAGAAGUGAUUUAAUAGUUACUGUCAUGUUUGUUUUUCAUUCUCUGUAGACAUUUUAAGUGUAGUAGGAGCCCUGAACAUAACCCAUGUGUUUGGCAAUAACCUUUUAUUGCAUUAAUGUUGUACUGUAAAUCUGCUCACUGUCAUCAUUGAGUCCAGUAUGCUGCACAUACAUUUGUUUGAUUUUUACAUUUGGCAUACAUUUUUGUUAUGGCAACAGGACAUGGACUUUGUAUUUUCUUGAUGGGUUUUAAUGAUUGUAUUACAUGACGAUCGAAACAUGGAAUGAAUGUUUUAUUCCAUUCAAUAUGCAAAUGUGAUAUUUAAUAUAAUAGAAUGCAAGCCAUGCUAAGGGUUUUAUAUUUUAAAAUGGUUCUAAACAGCCAGCCUCCAAUUACUGAAGUUCUGAACUCAGCAGGGUCCACCUUUCACCAGCAUUAUCUAGAUGUUCAUUUUAAUCAACAACUCCAACCAACAAAAGUGCAUUUUAUUCUACAGUAGGUUAAUUCCCUGAAAUCAUUUCAUAUAAAAGUCCAAUUAAUGUAGCAUGAGUAGUCGCUACAUUCCACUGAUAUUUGUAACUUACCAGUGAGACCAAACAUUCAUUCAACUUUUACUUGGUACAUGUUUUUUGUUUUGUUUUUUUCACAUUUUCUUAAUAAAAUUGUUCAACAUUGUGGGAAUAAAGUUUAUGCUUGCUUUUUUCCUGAGAGUGAGGUGAGAAGAUUUUUAUUUAUAUAUGUAUCUUGUGUACAGAACUGGAGUCUGGAUGCAGUUAGUCUAGCUUAGCAUACAGACUGGAAAGGGGUAACCGCUAUCCUGGCUUUGUCCAAAGUAAAAAAAAAA